Molecule: messenger RNA, 867 nt
Organism: Clarias gariepinus (North African catfish)
Lineage: Eukaryota; Metazoa; Chordata; Actinopteri; Siluriformes; Clariidae
Gene: pdzk1ip1
Product: PDZK1 interacting protein 1
Exons: 4
Coding region: 255-584 (109 amino acids)
Source: RefSeq, a predicted model, not a curated record
ACAGUUCAGCAAGAUGGCAAAUAAAUACUAGUAAGGUUCUCCAAUAUGGUUGUGUGUUAAAGUGGAUAAAUGAUUGACUUUACAUGGGGGUGGGUAUUGAGGUUUGCUUAGUGAGCUUUAUUCUCCUGGUCAGUCUGAGGCACUGGUGAAACAACACUAUCGCAUUUAACUGGUGUAGCACAUUAUAGAUAUAUAACUAUUGAUUUAAGUCUUUUUUAGAAUUUAUUUAGUAGUAUUAUUUCAGAAAAGCUGAAAUGGGAAAAGCGGUUAGAGGUCUUUGCCUGUUGCUGAUGCUGGGAACUGUUACAGCCCAAGCAGAAAGUGUUGGAAGAGCUCUACCAAACUGGCUUACUGGUAUCAUCGCAGUUGCUGUGUUUCUCUUCUUGGUCUUCAUUGCCUUCCUUGUAAACAAAGCCUGGUGUGAGGACUCAAGCCAGGAGGAAAAGGUCAAUGGAACAGCCAACGAAUAUGCCAUGACCAAUGGGUCAAACAUCAAUCUUGAUUCAGUCAGGAGUCAUGAGCACUUUGAUGCUUAUGAGAAUGUGAUUGUUCACAAAUCUGAAGAAAACUUGACAGCCAUGUGAAUCUGGGUAAAACACCUGUUGGAUGCAAUAUGGCGUCCAUUUAAACCAUAUCUAAACCACUUUAGAAAUGUUUAAUGAUGUUAUUGGUUCUUUUGAACAGUUAUACACUUACAUUUAUGAAUAUACAUGUAUAAAACAAAUUCAAAUAAAAUUGUUACCAGUUAUCACACAAUGUGCUAAUGGGAUAAUGAUAUGUAAUUACUGCUGUGAUUAAUAUGGUCAAGCUGACAAGUUCUUUUACUCUAAGCUUUACAUUUAUGUAGUUUCAGAAGGGCAAUUUUUU